Molecule: messenger RNA, 3597 nt
Organism: Drosophila biarmipes
Lineage: Eukaryota; Metazoa; Arthropoda; Insecta; Diptera; Drosophilidae
Exons: 2
Coding region: 689-2950 (753 amino acids)
Source: RefSeq, a predicted model, not a curated record
UUUGAAGGUCUACGGAGUAUAUGUUGACGAAUCCGUAGUAGGUCAAAACUUGGAAACUGUAGAGUAUUUUGCUACACCUUAUAAGGCGGCAUACGAAACUGAUUCCCUCGUCGAACAAUUUUCCGAUGCUCUGAAAUACUUAAUAUGUUCAACCAUAGAGUUUCAGCAUUCCAAGGAGUACCGGGAUUUGUCAAUAAAAAGUUUUAAUUAUUUUGAGCUCACGGCAAUAAAAUUGGAGCACACGCCUGCUGCUGGGUUUGUUCCUGCUCCCCCAAAGAUAAAAAGUCGUAAUGCCAUUAUUAAUGUACGAAAUAAUGAUAAUUUCUGUUUCAAAUGGAGUAUAUUGGCUUAUUUUGAAUUUAUAAAAUUUCAAAAUACUACUUUUCAAAAGGAUUCGACAAAGAAACAUAAAAGAGAAUGUUUAACAUCCCCCUCACACUAUAGGGUUUUGGAUAUUUCCAAAGACAUAAUUUAUUACGAUGAUGUUAGACUGGACUUUUCUGGAAUAGAGUUUCCUAUAGGUAUAGAAGGCAUUAGGCGAUUCGAAGGUAGUAACCCGGACUUCAGCAUUAAUGUUUAUGAAGUCGAUGAUGAUGGAAACAACGUCGUUGGACCGACUUUAAGAACGAAGGAAAUACGAGUCCGUCAUAUUAAUUUGCUGGCUUUACAUAAUGGGAGUGAUGAAACAAUGCAUUACGCAUACAUUACAAACAUGUCCAAACUAUCCUAUUCACAAUUUACAAAAUCAAAAGCGUGUGCUAAUUUUUGUGAGCAUUGUUUGCAAUUUUAUCCUGUGAAAGGCAGCAAGCCUCAUGAUUGUGGAAACGAACCGGAGGCCAUUUACCCCAUGCCAAAAAGUAAACUCUAUUUUAGAUCGCGCUCAAAAAGCAUAUCUCCGCCGGUUGUCCUUUACGCCGAUAUAGAGUCUUCUUUGGAAUCUGUAUCUUCGGCAGCUUGGGCUGCCUCUUUUUAUAUUGUCCACUAUUAUAACCCUCAUUUAAAUGAAAUCUUUACGUUUGAUGGUUCCGAUUGCAUAAAGAAGUUCUGCGAAACAAUGAAAGAUAAACUGCGCGGCCUGUAUUACAAGUACUGGAAAUACCCAAAAACCAAAAAUCACACCUUUGACGAAAAUACGCAAAUGUCUGGAAUAUGUAGUGUCUGCAACGAAGAAGACGGCGCAGAUAUGGAUAGGUUUUUCCAUCAAUUUUCGGGAGUGUACCUGGGCCCUGUCCAUGAGGCCUGCAAAACCAAGUUUAAGCUGUUUCAUCCGUUUUUUCCAGUAGUUUUCAAUCAUCUAACUAGAUUCGAUAUAAAUUUAUUAUUUAGUGAACUGGGAAAAGAUGUAAAAGCCAUUCCUGGCAAUCAGGGGUUGUAUUCAAUGUUUAUUCUAAAUUAUGUGAUCAGUGGAUGUGAUCGGUUUCAAAUUAAAUUUUUAGACUCCAGUAACUUUUUGCGUUACAAUGUAGAAAAACUGUUCAGCUACUUGGUUAAGGACAAAUUAACAAAUCUCAGGAAUAAAUAUCCAGGUUUGCAAUUUGAGCCGAUGUGUCAGAAAAGGGUAUUCCCCCAAAACUACUUAGAAAGUAUGGAACAACUUCAAGAUCCACAACUACCUGAAAAGGAACUUUUUCUGUACUUCCAAAAAAAUACAUUUAGUCUUCAAGAUUAUAAAAUUGCUUGUCAGGUUUGGGAUAUUUUUAAUUGCCAUAGUAUUGGAGACUACUUAAAAAUUUACUUGGAAAGAGAUGUUAUUAUUUUGGGCGACGUUUUCGAAUACUUUCGAGGCCUGUGCCUAAAUGUAUAUAACCUCGACCCACUAAACUAUUCUACAGCUCCUUCAAUGUCUUGGGAUGCGAUGCUGAAAGUUACAAAGAUAGUUUUGGAUUUAAUUAGUGAUCCCGAAAUGCAUUCUUUUUUAAAAAGCGCAGUACGAGGGGGACUUGUUCAAUGCAACCAAGAGGACGUCACAGCAAAUAAUGAACUCUUAAAUAGUUUCGAUCCCAGUAAACCCAUUACCUAUUUAGCUAGCAUUGAGGCAAACAACUUGGACGAUUGGGCGAUGAGUCAGCCACUACCAUUCUCUAACUUCUCAUUUUUAAAUGAUAAGCAAAUUCACCAAUUCGAUGCUACCAAAAUAUCUUCAGAUGCAGAUGUAGGUUACGUUUUGGAAGUAGACCUCGAGUAUCCCACUGAUCUUUAUAGAAGUCAUGAUGGCUUGCCUUUUUGUCCUCAAAAUCGAACUCUUUCAAGUGGAUAUCAUCAAAUAGUGACUGCCGAUUUCAGUCACAAAAAAAAUUAUGUUAUUCAUUUAAAACACCUGCAAUUAUGUUUACAGAAUGGGCUGGUCUUAACGAAAAUACACCGAGUAUUAUCUUUCAAUCAAUGCCGAUGGUUAAAAACCUACAUUGAUGUUAAUAGAUUGCGAAUAAAGUUGUCUGAGAAUGAGUUUGAAAGGAAUUUUUUUAUGUCAAUGAAUAGUUUUAUAGUUGGUAAAUCAUUGGAAAAUGUGGAAAAUCAUUGUGAUAUUGUACUAUUGACACAUUAUCGGUCAGGACGGAAUUCCCCUGGAUUUAGACAAAGAGUUACAAGAAAUAAUUUUCGAGGCGUUGAGAUAUUUCAAAAUAAUUUAGCUGCAAUCAUGUCAGCCAAGACCAACAUUUCUAAUGAUAAACCAUUGUAUAUUGGAGUUACCGUCUUAGAAAUGUCGAAAUGGUUUAUGUACGAACAUUAUUAUAAUUUUCUUUCUGUUAGAAGUCCUUCUUUAAAAUUAAUCUAUGUCAGUAAUAAUUUAUUUGUUGCUUUGCUUAGGGAAAAUUUUAAGAAACUGAUGGAAAAAAAUUCAGAACGCUUUGAUAUGUCGAAUUAUUAUAAAGGCGACCAUAAUAAUACUUUAGAAUUAAUGCAAGACAAAUAUGGCGGACAAAUAGUGGCAAGGUAUAAGUAUGUAUAAGAAAUAAGCGUAUAAAUAUAAAAUAUACAUAUAUAUAAUAAAUAUUAAUAUCGAAAUGUUAAAGAAAAACAUCAGUUUUUAUCCAAAAAAUAAAGGGGUUAGGUAGUGGUCCAAAUGUGGAACCUUGUUGAACGCGGAAUUAAAUUUCCAAUAAUUUUGCAUUCACACCUAAAAAUUUUAUUUUUGAUCAAUUUUUUCAAAAAAAGACGGUGCUACCCCUUACAAAAAAGGCAAAAUUUGUGAAAUUUUUAAGUUUGAAGUAUCAGGCAGAAAAUGACUGCGAUCAAUUUUCUAGCUUGUUAGCUGUCCAAAACAGUGCGUGUUUUAGGUUUCGUACCCUUUUUGACAAAGUUACGCCAAAAAAGGUGAAAGCAAAAUAUCGGUUUUAGCCAAAAAGCAAAAAUCUUAAUUUUUCACCCAAAAAAUUUGUCGUACAAGUGUGGAGUGUCGUACCUUGUUAAACGCGCAAUUAAAUUUUUAAUCAAUUGGCAUUCACACCUAAAAUUUUUAUUUUUCAUCAAUUUUUUCAAAAAAAGACCGUGCUACCCCUUUAAAAAAGUGCAACUUUUGCGAAAAUUGUCAUACCUAGUUAAUCUAUGUAAAAACUCAUAGUAACUUAGAUUUAAUGCGGCGAAAUAUUGACUGAG